Messenger RNA from Conger conger (European conger), 3131 nucleotides. Its product is annotated as transcription factor-like 5 protein. The coding region runs from base 619 to 2127 and encodes 502 amino acids. Gene Ontology annotation, molecular function: DNA-binding transcription factor activity, RNA polymerase II-specific; RNA polymerase II cis-regulatory region sequence-specific DNA binding; protein dimerization activity. Gene Ontology annotation, cellular component: nucleus. Gene Ontology annotation, biological process: spermatogenesis; regulation of DNA-templated transcription. The record is from RefSeq and is a predicted model, not a curated record. The transcript has 6 exons. NCBI's taxonomy places the organism in Eukaryota, Metazoa, Chordata, Actinopteri, Anguilliformes, Congridae.
GACACCUUAAAUCGCAAAUCUAUUUAAUAAUCAUUGUUUUUUCCCCCAGAAGGUUUAUAUUCUUUAGUUGUCUUUAUUUCCUGUCAAAUACGUUUGAAAAGUAGGUAAGGACUAAAUUAACCAACUCUGAUAUUGUAACCAGCUUGGUAUCGUUAGCUACUUACCGUUAGCUUUCAGUAGAGGUAAACUCAAAUAUUUAAAAAGAAAACUAAUUUCUAAAAUAUCCAGGCGUUUUAUUCAUAGAUCCACAUUUCGUGUUUAGUCUGCUGCUUUUUUAUAAAGGUGUAAUUUCAAGAUUGACGGGUUUUCGGCUAAAAUUGGAAUUCUGCGGUGAACAAAAUCGCGAGGCUGUUUUCCCAAGAGCGCGAAACCGUGGACGCUCGUGACUGAAACGCCGUGAAAGGGUGAAUUUUGCUAGCUUCCUGGCUAGGAAAUAAUAUACUAAGUUAAUCAGAUCGAUUACUAAUUUAUCCAAUUUUACAUUUUCAUUUUUUGCGUAACAUAGUUCCGCUUUAUAUAUACGUUAGUUAACUGACUCCAGCGAGUGAAACGUUAGCUGGCUAUCAAAUUAGCUUAUCGUUAAGCGCUUCCGUUUAAUUAUCACAAUUAGCUGUGUCAAUGACCUGUAAUAUUGCGCCUGGGUCGCCCCCAUCAGGGUUGUAUACUGCAGUACCGGUCGAUGUAACCGUAAGCCACGAGUGCACCGUGUCAAGUGCCCCGUGCACAGAUCAGGGGAUGGUUCUCAGUUCUGUUUCGGAACUCAAUUUGGUGGAGAUGACAGAUGUGGAGUACACACAUCUCCAGCAUAUCAUCUAUUCGCAAAUGGAGGCACAGUCAGUGGAGCAGGAAGGGUCGGGAGACGCCAAAUUAAACUCUGGUUACCCAGUAAGCAGUCCGGCGGCCAUCCAAACAGUGUAUCUAAGUUCUGAUCCUCACAGUGAAGUCGAGUACGCAGCCAAAACUCCAAGUCCCGCCGUGGGUCAUUCCAAUACCCCGUCUUCGGAAUCGCAGUACCUAUUGCAUUCAGAUCAGCAAAGUGAUUUCCAGGAGAUUAAAAUGAUUGUGAUGGGCGAUCCCGUCCAUUUGCCGGAACGGACACCGACUAUGUGUGGAGAAGUCCCAGGACCUGUAUUGGCAAAAGUCAGAAGCGCAAUGGAGACCAGCGAGCACGGAGUGGCUUCGGAGACGAGACUUAAUCCUGCCGCCCGAGUGCGUUUGGAGAAGCGGUUUAACUGCAGCCCAUGCGAAGUCUCCAGACAACAGGAGUAUCUUCAUGACCAACCUACAUUGAACAGGUUUGUUUUCUUCAGCGCCUUCUCAAAACUCCAUCAUCAAACGGAGUUAUUCGGCGUUGCAAUGCAGCCACAGGCAAGCAAAUGUCUGAAGCUUGGCCGGUCUAAACCUGCAGUGCUCCGGCAGGUGGACUUUCCUUACCCGGUUUACGGAAGGAACAUGUGCAACUCAAUCGUCGGAGUACCACAAGCCCAGGGUAUUGGAUCAAUUUCCCAUAUUCUGGAAUCUGCAAAGCAUCAGGAUCUGAUAAUCCCCCGGAACUUCAGCUUCAGUUACCAGCAGGAUGCAGAGUCGGAAAAGACAGCCCUACGCGAUGAGAACACGCAAGCUAUUGAAUCCGAAGUUUGGAUAAAGAUGACAGAAGGUAGAGAGGAGCUGAGGAAAGUGAUGCCUCCUGCCAGACGUGGGCGUGGCAGGCGUAGGCAGACAGGCCCCCCGCGCCAGGCCCUCAAUGACAUCCAGAACACAGCAGCAGGCAGCGGCCGCAAGGCCAACCUGAAGUCAGAGGAGGCGGGCGAGAAUUCACAGAGGAGGGAGAGACACAACAUCAUGGAGCGAGAUCGCAGGCGGAGGAUCCGUAUCUGCUGUGAUGAGCUGAACAUGCUGGUGCCGUUCUGCAACCGAGACACGGACAAGGCCACCACCCUGCAAUGGACCACCGCCUUUCUCAAAUACAUCAAAGAGAUCCAUGGGGACAGUCUCAAAAUGGAGUUUCAGAAUACUUUCUGUGGGAAGACAGGGAAGCGCAUCAAGCUCGCCGCAGCGGGUGACCAGUUCUCUGGGCAGAGAGAGACUGUGAACCCAUCAUGCAUUGCACUUGCUGACUAUAAAUAAAUCACCCAGAACAAAUAUCACAUGGCAUUAUCAUUUCUCAUGUCACUUAAUUUAUCUGGAGGAAACACUAAAAUGUCUGAGGGGCCGAUAAAACUGAUUCAAACCACAGAAUUCACUACUACUCGUAUUUGUCAAGUCUUUUUCCAGAGCACUUAAGCAUGUUGUUGUGAUCAUAUCUUUUAUAUUAAUGACCUUAAAAUGAUUCUUUGCAAAUGCAUCGGAGCUUUUAAGUUCAGAUUGGUAACUACUGUUUUUUAGCCUCAUAAUACGGUAAGCCAGAAUUUAAUAUGGUCAUGGCUUGAAUAUUCCGCCUAAGCUGUCGUAAGUUCUCUCUGCAUGUUUGAGAUGUUUAAUUGAACAGCAACCAUGCAGUCAACCUCAGGAUACUAUUUAUUUUUAAUUUAUUAAUUAAAAAAAAAGUAAGAAUAUUUAUUUUUUUGUCUGCUAAUUUUGGUGGGACACUGUUAUUGGUCUCAAGGUUCACUCAAUCAAAACUGAAACCAGUCUUAAAAACAUGUGUUCUAAUGUACUUUUUGAAGUAUGUUCAGAAAAGGAUUUAUAUUGCAGCUUCUGUGUUACUGGAAGUAGAUCUUUUCUUAUUACAAUACACCAAUAGUAUACAGGCAAACCCUGUGAGUGUACCCAUUGUUGCAUAGACACAGGUGACUGUAUCAAGCAAAAGCUGUCAAAGUCGGUGGAAUUCCUUAAUGAUAUAUAUAGUCACAUGCAUCUUAUUCUUUGUUACAUGUUAUGUGCAUUUCAAAUAAUGCAGACCAGAUUCAUUAGAUAUUUGCCAUAUAUGGAAGUAUAUGUUUCACUAUUGCAAUUUCUGUUAUAUUUGUUCUAUUUGACAUGGUUUACAGUUGUAAAUAUUGUGCUUUUAAUUUAUUACUUGAUUGCUGUUUUUUAUGAACAACAUUAGAGGAAGAAUUGUCAACUGACAUGGGUUCUUAAUAUAUUUGUGAAGUUUGUAUUUUCUAAUUUUCAAUAAAAUGUCACAGGUU